UCCAGACGAUCAGUUAUCGAAAUGAAAUUUAGUUGGCUGACUUCGGUUAUAUUGAUUCUCAUCCUAGCUGAUCAAUCAGAAUCUCUACUAUGGCCGGCUUCUUCAAAUUUGGGUUUAACCCUUUCCGUAUCCCAUCCCAUUGCUGAACUGUUUCCCGAUCGUCGAAUUCUGAUCGAUUGGUGUUUCGCCAUCUCCUACAAUUAUCCGUAUAAUCUAACCGAGUUCUAUAGCAUUCCCAUUUGGCCAGGAUUCGCCAACUAUAAAGCCAAGCGAGAAGUUCCCCAAUUGGAACUAACGGAUGAGAACUUUUAUACGAAAUACGGACAUGAUAAUGGGAAUGGUAUACAUCCAAAGGAUUUUUCUGCUGGCGAACUCUACGCCUUUCUUGAGGAUUCUUUGGCGGGAUAUGGUUUCCAUGAGACUUGCUUACUGAGAAGUGUUUGUGAGUUGGCACAACAUCCCUUCGAUGACAAUCAUCAACACAUGCUCAGUGAUAUUGUGACCUUUGUUUUGAGCCCCUCUCAACACGACGGUUUCCGGGAUGAUGAGCAUAUCUACAAAAGAGCUUACGAACUGGCCGAACAAGAUGGAUUUUUGGGUCGGGAUUGUCUAAAAUUAUAUUCCCACUGCAAACACGAUCUGUUACAACUUAUGAGCAAAGUCAUAUUUCAGUAGAACCAAAUAAAACCAUUCGGGAGUAGGCCUACCUGUAAA
Molecule: messenger RNA, 714 nt
Organism: Drosophila ficusphila
Lineage: Eukaryota; Metazoa; Arthropoda; Insecta; Diptera; Drosophilidae
Exons: 3
Coding region: 22-675 (217 amino acids)
Source: RefSeq, a predicted model, not a curated record